This is a messenger RNA of Penaeus chinensis, 5899 nucleotides long. RefSeq names its product protein CLEC16A homolog (gene ema). Gene Ontology annotation, cellular component: endolysosome membrane; late endosome. The coding region runs from base 166 to 3570 and encodes 1134 amino acids. Gene Ontology annotation, biological process: endosomal transport; regulation of autophagosome maturation; endosome to lysosome transport. The transcript has 20 exons. The record is from RefSeq and is a predicted model, not a curated record. NCBI's taxonomy places the organism in Eukaryota, Metazoa, Arthropoda, Malacostraca, Decapoda, Penaeidae.
GCGCCUCCCGUGGCUCUCCCUCAGCUGACGGGCGACAACCUUCAUGGUGGCUCUGUUGUUUGUUGACACAGGUGUGAGGUAUACAGUGGUUGGCUGUGGCUUUUCCUUUCGGUUUCUCUCCAGAGGACGUGGAAGAGAGGCAUGGGCCACUCCUGAGCCACAAGAAUGCUCAAGGGAAGGGGAUGGUUCGGAGGAGGGCUCUGGAAGAACAAGAACCCGCACUCCCUUGAACACCUCAGCUUCUUCUUGGAGAAAAACAUGCUUUCCUUCUUUCUCCGGAUUAUGAAACAGAAAUGUGGGAGCUAUGUGUGUGUGCAGCUUCUGCAGACCCUCAAUAUCCUGUUUGAAAAUAUUAGAAAUGAGACCUCACUAUAUUACCUGCUCUCCAACAACCAUGUUAACUCCAUCAUUGUCCAUAAAUUUGACUUCAGUGAUGAGGAGGUGAUGGCAUAUUAUAUAUCCUUCCUCAAGACACUUUCUCUGAAGCUCAAUGCUCACACCAUACACUUUUUCUAUAAUGAACACACAAAUGACUUCCCUUUGUAUACAGAAGCUAUCAAGUUUUUCAACCACCCUGAAAGUAUGGUGCGAAUUGCUGUGCGCACACUAACUUUAAACGUUUAUCGUGUCAAUGAUCAGUCUAUGCUUCAGUUUAUAAGGGAUAGAACAGCAGCUCCGUACUUCUCCAAUCUUGUCUGGUUCAUAGGAAACCACAUACUAGAGUUAGAAAAUUGUGUCCGCAGUGAUGUUGACCACAACAGUCGAGGGCGUCUAGCUGACCUGGUAGCAGAACACCUAGACCACCUUCACUAUCUCAAUGAUAUCCUAAGACUGGAUAUUACAGCCUUAAAUGUUGUCUUAGCAGAUCACUUGCUAAAUCGACUACUUGUACCACUGCUAGUAUAUUCUCUUAAUCCAAGACAGGAAAAGGAUGACCGACCGAGAGUGAGCAGUGUUGUGUCGUUAUUCCUGCUGGCUCAGGUGUUCCUCAUAGUAUCACAUGCGCCACUGGUCAGAGCCUUGGCCAAGAUAAUAUUCCAUGCGGACAAUUCCAUAUUCUCUGAGGAUACCAUUGUCCUCCAGGAAUUGAACAUAGAAAGAGAAGCAGACAGGAGGUUACUCACUGAAAAUAUUUCCAAGGGCCAGCGGUUAGUUCGAAGAGGUUUCAUAGCACCAGAGGAACCUUUAGAAAAGUCCCUGCAAGCAAGAACGUCAAGUGGAAGUGGCAGCAGUUCUUCUCAUAGUCCUGGUGGCCGUAUAGAAGGAGCCUCAGGCAGUGAAGGAGGCUCUGCAGGAGAGGGACAGGAUGCUGUAGCUGCAGCUGCUGACCAAGAUGCUGAAGAAGCAGCACUCUGUAGAGAAUUAGGUGUAUCUUCACCUACAGCUGAGAUUAUGGCAUGUAUUGGGAUCUCUGAUCUUGAAGCAACACAUGUAAAUAUUACAGAUGAAGAGAAGGAGCAGCUAAGGGCAUCAGAUCAAGCUGGAGCCAGUGCAGGGGAAUCUCAGCCAAAAGAGCGACCUGUGACAUCACGACCUUUUCUCCAGUCCAUAUUUUCAUCUCUAGAUUGUUCUGGAGAUGAUUACUCGGCACUUUUUGGCCUGUCACUCCUCUAUGCACUUGGCCACAAUCCAGGCAUCAACCAAGAUCUGCUAGAUAUGUCUCUGGUCCCUGGAGAGGCACCUGAGCCCAAGUCAGUGUACAACACUCAGCUGGUGGACAAAAUGCUAGAGAUCAUCACACUCAGCUGCCAGUACAAUUCUCGUGUGCGAGUUGCCACCUUGGAGAUGUCUCUAUUGGUUUUAAAACAGUUAAUUGGAGUAGGAUCUAGCAAUCGGAGAAAACACAUUAGUUUCCUCCGUGACCAUCACUUAGCAACACUUGAGGGAGCAAGAGAAGAAGCCACACUUAUGCUGAGAAACUUUUAUAAGACUGAAGAGAUCUUCCUAGACAUGUUUGAAGAUGAGUGGCAUGAAAUGCAUAGAAAGCCCUUGAAUGUUGAGUACCUGUUGCAGGAUGCAUCUGUGCUUCUACCCCCUGCUGGAACACCUCUUACCGGUAUUGACUUCAACAAGAGACUACCCUGUGGGGAGGUUGAACGGGCGCGAAGAGCUAUGCGGGUCUUCUUUUUAGUACGUGAAAUGAGUCUUGCUGUACGUGAUGAGCCAGACACCCAUCUUCCACUAACAAAUCCUGCUGCUUGUGUGCAAGUGGCUGAUGUUCUGGACCUAAAUAACAGUGACCUUAUUGCAUGUGUGGUUAUUCCACGUGAUGGACAACGCUCAAGGCGAUUCCUAGUCAUAGAUGUCAUCCAGCUAAUCCUGGUAGAGCCUGACACCAGACGUUUAGGAUGGGGUGUUGCCAAAUUUGUCGGAUUUCUGCAAGAUCUAGAGGUAAUGGGAGACAAGGAUGACUCCAGAGUUCUUCACUUGACUAUCCAUCGGCCCUCAGCCUCCUCUGGGGCUACUGGACGACCCACAACACCUCUCCUGGCUGCUAAGUUUAUUUUUGAUGACCACAUAAGAUGUAUGGCAGCUAAACAAAGAUUGACCAAAGGGAGAAUAAAGGCACGUCAGAGAAAGUUGCACCAAAUAGCUCGUUUGCUAGAACUUCCUGGGCAUCUCCAGCCAUGCCCGUCACCUCCAGCACAUGCGCUGCAUACUAUGCGCCAAGAAGCACACAGACGAGGUGUAAGCCGUGCUAGUGGUGGGGAAGGACGUAGUCGCAGUCAGUCUCACCGCCCACUGUUCAAUGUUUCAAGAGUUCCUGGAUUUGCGCUGAAGCGUGAAGGUGGGGCUGGACUCCAACCAAGUCCAGAUGCUCAAGACCAGGUAGCAGUUUGUUCAGGUAGAUCGGAAUCGCAAAGCCCAAGUCGUCUUGGAAGGCAGAAAAGCAGACAUCCACAGGGAGCACGGGAAGGCAUCUCUCGUUCCACCUCCCGACCUCGUCCGCGAAGUGAAGAAAUUCCAAUGGAAGAUAUGAUGACGACUGGAGUACCCCAGGCCUCCCCCUCACUGCCCAAGGUGAAUAUAGAGAGGACUAGCUCUCCUCAAGACAGUAAUGGCAGCAGUAGCAGCAGCUCCAGUAGUACAGGAGAGAUGAUGGCGGAUAUGGGCAUUACAGGGAAUUUAGAGUUACCAACAAGGGCCAACAGUGUGACUCCAGGAGAGGACGAAGGGGUCUGGCCUUAUGUGUCAUUAGUUGGGAAUGUCGCACUCUCCCCUGGUCCCACUCGCAUCCUUCCGCCCCUGAGUCAAGUGCCGCCGCCUCUGCUUGUACCCGCUGCUCUUGACACGAGAGUCUUCCCUAAGGAGAGUGAUAACCAAAGUCAUGUUGGUCCCCCUUCACAGUUGGCACAGCCUCCUACACCAGAUGAGACUGAAACUUCCUUUACUGCCAAACCCCCUCUUGCUAGAACAACAGGAACAUAUGAUGUGUUUGAGCCACAUGUUAAUGGGAGUGUUGAGGAAGGUGACUGUGAAAGGAGGGAUGGUGCUAGGAACAGUGUGGGUUCAUCAGAUUUUAGCCCUAUACGCAGGGUUCGUGUCAAGGGCAAUGUAGAGACUGUUUAAGGGGAAAAAAAGUAAAUAUGUAAAAAAUCUCAUAAUGUCCUUAACUUCACAUCAUUAAAAAAACUCAGAUUAUAAAAUGCCACAUAAAAUAAAGUUGAUAUAUGGAGUUUACUUUAAUGAUUUGUUUACAGAUCAAUCCAUGCCUGUGAAUGAUCAGAUUGUAGUUGAUAAUUUCUCAUUUUAUAGAAAGCAGAUCUUGAAAUGAGUACAACAAGAGGAAGAUUUCAGAUAUAUAAAUCUAAAUUUUUGUAACAUCGCAAUGCAAGGCCAAUUUAGUUGUUCAAUUUAAGAAAAGGUAGUUCCCAUCAGUUUUAGUUGAGAUAAAGGAAGGGGCAUAUAAUAAAGAAAAUGGAUAGCUUGUUGAUAGAUUCAUUAAUCCUCAAGUAUGAAUAAACCAUGGAAAAGACUUCAUAAUUUAUGAGCAUUUUUGUGUAUAUCAAUAGUGAUGCAAGUACAAGAUAUUUCAUUGAUCCAGAUAUACUUUUCAUUUUAAAUUGUAAAGUAGCCUGGUGUUAACAUAUCACUAACCGUAGGCCAAUUUCUAAAUUGUUUUGAUUGAUUCUGAAUUGCCUUUGUUUCACAGAUGCAGAGAAAAUAAAAUGCAAGGAAAUUAAAAACUUUUUCAACAGAAAACAUUAUGUAGCAAAGGCAGAUAUAUGGUACUUAAAGAAUUGGAAAUUGCUGAUGAUGAAGUACUAAUCAGAGUAAACCCCUGUUGGUGAUGGUGUUUGUUGUUGGGGCUAUAUUGUGUGAGCAUUGGCUGUCAGUUCAAAUUUAGUAUGAAUAUAUUAUGAAAGAAGACUCCCUUUUGUAGACUACAAUUACAUUGGAUGUUACCCUUGUAACUGUGGAAUCAUAGAAUGCAACAAAUUAGCUAGCAAUAAUAUGGAAUUAGCAAAGGGAGGAAGACAGUUGUAUUUAUAAACAGAAAUUGAGGAUAUUGAUAUUUAAAGCAAAUCACAUUAUUUUGAUUCAGUUUUUUUAAUGUUGAACCAAAGUCUUGUGAUGCAGUGGCAAUUGAUACAAUACAAGUAGAUACCAUCCAGCUGUAAAGUAGGAAAGUGGCUUUUCAGGAUUACAAAAGAGAUAAAGCCACUGUACUGCCAUGAUUUUAUGCGUAUGAUUUUUAACUAUUUAUUUCCUGCCAUUCUCAAGUGGUUGACUACUUAUGGGAGUAAAAUUAAGUACAAUAUUAUUUUAUAUACAAAUAUAAAUAUAACUAAAAUAUUUAUCUAUUGUCAUUUAGUGCCCUAUUAUUUAUUAUUAUGAAAAUUGUUGCUUAUAGAAAAUAUAUAUAGAAGUGCUGUUUACUGUUUGAAAUUGAUAUUUUGAUCAUCAGAUUCAUAUGAGAAGUAAAGAUAUUGUGAUCAGUCUCUGUUUAUUGUUCAUGUUAAUACUUAUUAAAUAGGAGCCAUUGUUAUAUAUAAACUCCAGAUGAUCAUUCAGUGAAUGGAAGAUAAACAACCCUUUGACUGCAGAAGUACAGAAGCAGUAAAAUUUGGAACACCAUUUUGGCUGCCAGCGAGGAAAAGGAAUAAAUUGCAUGAUAAACAUAAUGUAUAUUAAAAUAUAUGCAUGCAACUAUAGUGAACAGUUAUUUCCAACUAAUUUUACUCUCCGUGACUCCUGCAGUAGAGAAAGGGUAUGUACUUGUGGUUAAAAAUUACACACAAAAUACAAAUUCUUCUCCAUAACGGGAGAAGUAUGGAAUGUUUUUAUCCAUAUUUUGUAUGAUUUUAGAAGUGGUUUAUAAGUAUUCAAUGUGAAAAAGUGGAAUUGAUUAGAAGAAAGAAAACCUUUUAUUGUUAUAUACUUUUUCAUAGUGAUCCACUACAGUUUUUUGCAGAAACAAAUUUAUCAACAUUUAUGGUGCAGGUCAGGCUUGUUGAACAUUUUUGAGUGAUUUUUGUGAAUUUGUUUUCCUUGGAUUUUGUUGACAUACGAGGUAUCUGCUGUGAAAGCUCAUCUGUGCUUAUGAGUGGAAAUGUGUUUUAGUUCGCCCUUUGCCCAUUUUUCUUUGGUUAAAAGAGAAACAUUUCUUAAAUAAUUUUUGUUAAAAUGAGAUGAAAAUUUGUGGCAUUCAAGUGUGCCAAAUAAAUUUUUGAAGUAAUGGUUGCCAGAAUAAUUAAUGUUUUUGUUUAUUAACAAGGAUAUAUGUGACCAUGCCUUAUGUAUAAGAAAAAUUAGUGUAUUUAAGUUCAUAUUUCUGAUUACUUGACAAAGAUAAAGUGUAUGAAUGUAUACAGGAUCUGUAUUUUAUAUAUUGUACACAAAAAUGUGGCAUAAAGCUUAAUGUUAAUAUAUUGUAGAUAAACAAAUUCUAAUUCCA